AUGUUACCAUAUGCUUUAUUGGGAUACCGCACGACUAUUAGAACAUCAAUUGGAGCCACUCCAUAUUUGCUAGUAUACGGAACAGAAGAAGUCAUACCUGCUGAAGUCGAGAUAUCGUCUUUGAGAAUUAUCCAAGAAGCUGAGUUGAGUAACAGUGAAUGGAGUAUGGUUCGUGCAUUUCACAAGAGAGUAAGAGCCAGAAAUUUUGAGGUUGGUCAGUUGGUCCUUAAGCGUAUUUUUCCUUAUCAAGACGAGUACAAAGGAAAGUUCGCACCGAACUGGCAAGGGCCUUACGUGGUUCGCAAAGUAUUAUCUGGAGGUGCUUUGGUCCUGUCGGAGAUGGAUGGCACUGUAUGGACUAAACCUAUCAACUCAGAUGCUGUCAAGAGAUACUACAUGUGA
This is a messenger RNA of Solanum pennellii, 402 nucleotides long. RefSeq lists its product as uncharacterized. NCBI's taxonomy places the organism in Eukaryota, Viridiplantae, Streptophyta, Magnoliopsida, Solanales, Solanaceae. The record is from RefSeq and is a predicted model, not a curated record. The transcript is spliced from 2 exons. The coding region runs from base 1 to 402 and encodes 133 amino acids.